This is a messenger RNA of Ichthyophthirius multifiliis, 695 nucleotides long. RefSeq lists its product as hypothetical. NCBI's taxonomy places the organism in Eukaryota, Ciliophora, Oligohymenophorea, Hymenostomatida. The transcript is spliced from 2 exons. The record is from RefSeq and is a predicted model, not a curated record.
UUGAUGAUCUUGUUAUUGGUUCCUAUAAUUUAUAAUAUAUUUAUAAUGCAUAAUUAUAACUUUCUUAAUUUAGUAAUAGAUCUCAGAGAUGAUUUAUGUUAAUAUUCUUAAAACUUAGUAAAGUUUGAAAACAUUUAUAUUAAUAUUAAAAUUAAUAUUGAAGUUGAUGCUAUGUAAAAAUAAGCGUAACAUUAUCAUAUUGCUAUUUCAAUGCUUUAUAAAAUCUUAUUGUAAUUGUAUUUUUUUCUAUAUUUCAUUUUCUACAUCACCAUAUACAAUAAUUACUAUUUUCAUAAAAUUUAACAUUUAAAAUAUUUUUAAGUUAUAAUUAAGUUCUUUCAAGGUAAUAUUUAAUUAUAAAUUAUCUUUUAAAUUUUUUAAACUAAGAAAACUAAAAUUUUUUUGUUUUUUUUGAUAAAGUCGUGGUCUGUGCAACCUUUAAUUGUAGCAAGACUAAAUUCUAUGGUUUGAAACAAAUGAUUGGCGAGAGAUAUUCUUGGGAGAAGCAUGGGAAGCGUUAGGUGUCUUUUGCUAUCGGUAUUUCCCUAUAGUAUACUGAUACUAUAGGUGUGCCCUCAUCACUAUAUAAACCUAGUACCUAUUGAUAAUGCCCGGAGGCUCCCCCAAUUAAAGGAAAUUAAAUAUUAGAAUUGUUCGUGAUUUGUGAUUUUGAUUUCUUAAGAAUAUUCUAGAAA